AUGAACAAGAUGAAAAAGAAUGAUUGGAAGCAUACAGGGUUUGGAGCUCUGUCGGUCAUACAGGGAUACCACAGAAGGAUGUCAAGGAAGAUCCAAAACAUCUUUUUCAUGGCCUUGGCGCUUCUUUCCUUUAUUUUCCUCUAUAAAAAAUAUUUUUUUGUUUGUAGAGCCAAGGAGGAUCAGAGAAUGGAGAGGAUGUGCUUAGAUUUCAUAAACAAGAGGGUUGAUAAAUGCCUACAGCACAAGUCAAGGUAUGAGCAGAACAAGGAGUUUGCAGCAAUCAAGACACAUCUCCCGCUCAUCCCGUUGAAGAUGACUCGAUCGAAUGCGGUUUUUCUGUAUACAUAUAGGAAGCCUUAUGUUGUGAUAAAGAGGUGUAUUGCGCCGGGCACACCGGGGCUUGCGGAGGACGAGAUUCUUAUGUCUCUUGACCACAAGAAUGUUGUGAAGUUUCUCAAAUCGUUUAGGGAGAAGUAUAUGAACCUGAGGGAAGAGGAAGAAACGAUUAUUUGGAUAUUUAUGGAGCACAUGGAUAGCAAGGUGUCCCAGGAUGUUGUGAAGGGAAAUGAAAACAAGAUAAGGGAGAUAGCUAAGGGAAUAUUGCACGGGCUCAAGUAUCUUCAUGGAAUGGGGAUAGCGCAUCUUGAUUUAAAGAUUUCAAAUGUCAUGGGGAAGGAAACGAAGGACGGGAUUGUAUAUAAGAUCAUUGACUUUGGGUUCGCCAGGAAGCUUGAACAUGUAAAUGACAAUGCUGAGAUCCAGAUUCCCUCGAAAAGCUUUGGGACAUAUCCAUACAAGCCUCCUGAGACGUCCCAGCUGAAUAUGCAUGGGGUAAAGGGAGACAUAUGGUGUCUUGGUGCCAUAGUAUGGUUCCUGUCUCGAAGGCAAACGCCGUUCUACUUUGACGACGGGCGGAAGAACCUAGAGGAAUGGAGGAUGUUCAUAAGAGGAAGAUUAUCCAUUUCCUUCAAACCCAAUGCGUCACCAGCGCUGAGGGAUUUUGUGAAGAAAUGCAUGAACUUCGAUAGAUUUGCAAGGCCCAAUGCCUCUGAUCUCCUUGAGCAUCCUUUCAUUACUGGAGUACCAAUGAAAGUGACUUCUGAAGACUUAAAUGAGAUGAGCGAAGAGUUUUCAUCUACUUCUGAAUACAGUAGCAUGGAAUCUGAAGAUUAA
Messenger RNA from Encephalitozoon hellem ATCC 50504, 1173 nucleotides. Its product is annotated as protein kinase. Gene Ontology annotation, cellular component: cytoplasm. The transcript has a single exon. Gene Ontology annotation, biological process: protein phosphorylation. Gene Ontology annotation, molecular function: protein serine/threonine kinase activity; ATP binding. Lineage: Eukaryota; Fungi; Microsporidia; Unikaryonidae. The record is from RefSeq and is a predicted model, not a curated record. Bases 1 to 1173 code for a protein of 390 amino acids.